Messenger RNA from Lynx canadensis (Canada lynx), 2416 nucleotides. RefSeq names its product Cdc42 guanine nucleotide exchange factor 9 (gene ARHGEF9). Gene Ontology annotation, molecular function: protein binding; guanyl-nucleotide exchange factor activity. The record is from RefSeq and is a predicted model, not a curated record. Lineage: Eukaryota; Metazoa; Chordata; Mammalia; Carnivora; Felidae. The coding region runs from base 858 to 2408 and encodes 516 amino acids. The transcript is spliced from 10 exons.
GGGAGAGGAGAGGGAGAGAACCAGCAAGGCAGGUUUUAAAUGAGAGGCUGGCAACCGGGAACCCCGCGGAGAGAGCGAGCAACCUGGCUAGAAAAGCGAGCAAGCUAGGAAAGCGAGCGUUACAGAGGGAGUAGGGGGAGACGGAGACUGACUUAUAGCCGAGCAGGUGGAGACGCACGCCCGGACAGACCGAUCAGGCGCCUGAGAACCUCACACUGGUUCCUCCCGCAUUUCCCUUUGAAAAGCCAGGAUUUUGCCUCUUCCUUGGCGCCUGAGAGAGAAUGCUGGACUCUGCCGACUUCAGCGUGAGCUAAGAUUUCUCAGCUAGGGAGGAAAGAUCAGCCCAAUCCUGAGAAGGGGGAAAGCCAUCUCCCCUGUCCCCAUCCCCCCCCACCCCAUACCAAACUCGGGCGCCAGACCCAGCCCUUCCCCAACCAUCCGACUUCCUCCUCUCCUUUUUAGCAUGGUGGCUGUAUGGACAGUCUGACAGAACAGAGACUGACAUCUCCCAAUCUGCCGGCCCCCCACUUGGAACACUACAGUGUUCUGCAUUGCACCAUGACCCUGGAUGUGCAAACUGUAGUUGUUUUUGCCCGUGAUUGUAGUCCUCCUGCUUGUCAAUGUCAUACUCAUGUUUUUCCUGGGAACGCGCUGAAUGGAGUCCAGCCUCCUGAGCUGUGGCGAACUCUCGCUUUGAUUUCAUCCCGAGAACCACCGAGGAAAAAAGAGAGAGAGAGAGAGAGAGAGAGAGAGAGAGAGAGAGAGAGUGACAGGGAAAGGAAGGGAGAGAAAGAGCAAGCUUUCUUACUCAGGGGGGAAAACGUUUUGAGCUUCAACAUGGCCUCGCUGUGAUAUGUAUGACGUUGCUGAUCACUGGAGAUUCCAUCGUUAGUGCUGAGGCAGUAUGGGAUCACGUCACCAUGGCCAACCGGGAGUUGGCAUUUAAAGCUGGCGACGUCAUCAAAGUCUUGGAUGCUUCCAACAAGGAUUGGUGGUGGGGCCAGAUCGACGAUGAGGAGGGAUGGUUUCCUGCCAGCUUUGUGAGGCUCUGGGUGAACCAGGAGGAUGGGGUAGAGGAAGGGCCCAGUGAUGUGCAGAAUGGGCACCUGGACCCCAACUCAGACUGCCUUUGUCUGGGCCGGCCACUACAGAACCGGGACCAGAUGCGAGCCAAUGUCAUCAAUGAGAUCAUGAGCACCGAACGUCAUUACAUCAAGCACCUCAAGGACAUUUGUGAGGGCUACCUGAAGCAAUGCCGGAAGAGAAGAGACAUGUUCAGCGAUGAGCAACUGAAGGUGAUCUUUGGGAAUAUUGAAGACAUCUACAGGUUUCAGAUGGGCUUCGUGAGAGACCUGGAGAAACAGUACAACAAUGAUGACCCCCACCUGAGUGAGAUAGGACCCUGCUUCCUGGAGCACCAAGAUGGAUUCUGGAUAUACUCUGAGUACUGUAACAACCACCUGGACGCCUGCAUGGAACUCUCCAAACUGAUGAAGGACAGCCGCUACCAGCACUUCUUUGAGGCUUGUCGCCUCUUGCAGCAGAUGAUCGACAUUGCUAUUGAUGGAUUCCUUUUGACUCCAGUGCAGAAGAUCUGCAAGUAUCCCUUACAACUGGCUGAGCUCCUCAAGUAUACCGCCCAGGACCAUAGUGACUACAGGUAUGUGGCAGCUGCUCUGGCUGUCAUGAGAAACGUGACUCAGCAGAUCAAUGAGCGCAAGAGGCGUUUGGAGAAUAUCGACAAGAUUGCCCAGUGGCAGGCAUCUGUCCUAGACUGGGAGGGUGAGGACAUCCUAGACAGGAGCUCGGAGCUGAUCUACACUGGGGAGAUGGCCUGGAUCUACCAGCCCUAUGGCCGCAACCAGCAGCGGGUCUUCUUUCUGUUUGACCACCAGAUGGUCCUCUGCAAGAAGGACCUGAUCCGAAGAGACAUCUUGUACUACAAAGGCCGCAUUGACAUGGAUAAAUAUGAGGUAGUUGACAUUGAAGAUGGCAGAGAUGAUGACUUUAAUGUCAGCAUGAAAAAUGCCUUCAAGCUUCACAACAAGGAGACUGAGGAGAUACAUCUAUUCUUUGCCAAGAAGCUGGAGGAGAAGAUACGCUGGCUUAGGGCUUUCAGAGAAGAGAGAAAAAUGGUACAGGAAGAUGAAAAAAUUGGCUUUGAAAUUUCUGAAAACCAGAAGAGGCAAGCUGCAAUGACUGUGAGAAAAGUCCCUAAACAAAAAGGUGUCAACUCUGCCCGCUCAGUUCCUCCUUCCUACCCACCACCGCAGGACCCGUUAAACCAGGGCCAGUACCUGGUCCCCGACGGCAUCGCUCAGUCGCAGGUCUUUGAGUUCACCGAACCCAAGCGCAGCCAGUCACCAUUCUGGCAAAACUUCAGCAGGUUAACCCCCUUCAAAAAAUAAUACCUACA